Molecule: messenger RNA, 2505 nt
Organism: Neohortaea acidophila
Lineage: Eukaryota; Fungi; Ascomycota; Dothideomycetes; Mycosphaerellales; Teratosphaeriaceae
Exons: 2
Coding region: 102-2363 (753 amino acids)
Biological process (GO): regulation of DNA-templated transcription
Molecular function (GO): zinc ion binding; DNA-binding transcription factor activity, RNA polymerase II-specific
Source: RefSeq, a predicted model, not a curated record
UUGAGCUCGAAGACUUGACUCGCUCCACAAACGACCCCCAUUACUCGGCAUCGUCCGAAAAGCAAAAAUCAAGAAGAAUCAGAGCACUACACACCGCAUCCAUGGAUGUCUCAAGCAUGUUGGACAACGACGCCCACCAGGAAGCUGGGGCGGCGGAGUCGAGGAGAUCGAGCCACCAAUAUCCCACUCGACACGCUGCCUCCACACAAGACCACAAUGGCUUUGCAAAGCCGUCCACUGGCCCUAUUCAGCGGCCUGCGAAAAAUCACACCGCUCCGGCCGGCGUCUCCGGCUAUGGCCGUGCGUCACCGGCGAAGAAAAAUCAAAAGCAUGUCGUCUUCCAACUCAUCGACCAUGAAGACCCGCGCAUACAAGCCCGCCUGCCCAUGAGAGUCAUGAUCUCCACGCACGACACCACGGACGGCAUCAUCUCCACCGUCAAAAACUUCUACGGCUUGUACGAGUACGGCGUCAGCUUUGAGAACAAAGAUGGCAUCAAUCUCAUUGCAGCCUACGAGAACUUCGAACAUGACAUGACGGUGUAUGUGCGCGCUGUUGCGCAGAAGAGCGCGUCGGUUGUCGACGACGGGAGAGACUCUGCAUCGCCCAAGAAGCCCACCCUCGGCGCUCCCUUUGAGAUGCGUCCGCCUCAGCAUCAUCACAAUCAUUCACCCCUCCGCUCCGGCGCGAGGUCUGCUGGAGUACGUAGCAUGUCUCCGCAGUCCGACGUCGGCCGGCGCAGUGCUUCUGUUGCUCCCGGUGGCAAGCCGCGUCCGCAGAGGACGAAGAGCAAGGACAAUAGCAUGAUGGGUGACGGCGAGGGUUACAGCAGCGGCGACAACGGUGGUGGCUCUGUGGCCAGCUCCCGCCGCUCCAAGCAAGAGGUUGUCAACCCUGAGAUCAGCACGGAUAAUAUCGUUGAAGGCGGACGUAGGAAGAGGGCGUUUGAGAGUUCGGAACUCCCGCUUUUCGUUCCCCCACAGGUGCCAAUGAGCACAUCCAUCUCUUCCAUCUCGCCGCAGCGUCGUGCUGGCCCACCGAGUGCCAUCUCGCCGUACCCAUAUUCUAAUCAGGCCACCUUUUCCUACACGCAGCCUCUGCCAUCUCCUCAGAGCUAUGGCAGCGGCGCUCCGUACGGACAAACUAGCACCGGAAGCAAUGGCUACAACGCCUACAAUCCUCAGGGUAAUCAAUAUCGCCCUCGCCCUGGCGCUCCCAUUUCUCGUGGGCGCUAUUCUGGCAGUGGCAUCCUACCAACUCCAGAUCCUACCGUCGGCAGCGCCAUCUCCGAUGAAGAUGUCGCUCUGCAGCUCAUGCGUCUGGGCGAUCCAAUGGCCUUCUCGCACGGUCGCACCUCGACGUCUACUGUGGACGAUGCCAUGAGCGGCAAAGCAGACGCCGCUUCCUCGGACGAAGAGAGCGACGUCGAGGAUGCUAAUGGAUACCAACAAGACGAGCUGCCCACUGUCCCACAUUAUGGUCGCGACAGCGCUGGUGGCCCGCCGAGGAAGAAGGCACGCCUCAUGGCCGACCCGGCGGGCAACACAAGCAGCGGCGAAGACUACGAUGAUCAUCGUGAUGCCACCUUCGCCGGCAGCGACGGUUAUACCGACCAUCACCGGAAGCCGAGCAGGCCCAAACAACACCCCACCGGCCAUCAUCAUCGCUCCUCCCUUCCCAGCAACAACCACACCCUCAGCGCCAACAAACACACCAAGCCUCGUGCAAACUCCCUCGCCACCAAGCCCAAGACCAACGCCCACAAGUCCCUCACCUACCCCAUGUCCUCCUCCACCAACCAUCAUCACAACAACGCCAAAAUCCCCAUGUCCCCCGCCCCUUCAGCCGCCUCGCGCAAAGGCUCCAUCGCCUCUGCCGCAGGCCUAAACACCUUCCACCAGCACGCCUUCAACGGCGUCUCUCCCUCCUCCACCUCCACCUCCCUCUCCGCCUUCCCCUCCGCAGCAGGAGUCAACGGACAAGGCGACGAGGAAGACCUCUCCACCAAACCGCGCUGCCAACGCUGCCGCAAGAGCAAAAAGGGCUGCGAUCGGCAACGGCCCUGCGGACGCUGCAAAGACGCCGGUAUUGGCAUUGAGGGCUGCAUUAGUGAGGACGAGGGGAAUGGGCGUAAGGGGCGGUAUGGACGCCACAUGGGCGUUUCAGUGCAGAGGGCUGAAGAGGGUGUCCAGAAGACUGAGGGGGCCUUUGAGGGGUAUGACGAGGAUGUUGAGCAGUAUCAUCCGAUGCAAAUGCAGAUGCAGGGUGGGAUUGCGAAUGGGCAUGGGCAUGGCAAUGGAGCUGGGGUCUUCCUGGCUCCUGCUUUGCCGGAGAAGGCUGGGGGGAAGAAGAGGAAGAGGUAGGGUGGCCUGAAUCCGAGAGAUGAUGGAUGAUGCUGCAAGAGGAGGUGAACGACAGGAAGAAGCUUUCCCCUUGGGAAGGGUGUCUUCUUCCAUUUCUUUUGUUUCUGGCAGCGGACUGCCUCGCAUGUGGAUGCUGGGAGGA